CCCCGUGCCGCAGCGGCGGGCGGGCCCUGCUCCCCGCUCCUCGCUCCCGGCCCCGCUCCCGGCGGCGGUGCAGGUGGCCGGGCCGCACUGGAACGCGCUGGAGCCCGGCCAAGAUGCUGCGUCUGGCUGCCUUUGCAGCACUGCUGCUGUUCUUCAGGGUCAGCCUGGAGCUGUCCUGGGCCCAAGCCAUCCCUGCUCUCUUCAUCUUCUACCUGGGAUCAGGGGGAUGGGACUUCUUCCUCAUAUUCAUCAAGACAAUACGAAGGGAUGUCACCACGGGGCUGGUUCUGCUGCGGGUGAAGUGGCAGGUGUGGAGGCACGUGAAGGAGAAGAAUACAAUCGCCAAGAUCUUCCAGAGAACUGCAAGCAAGUAUCCAGAGAAAACAGCGCUGAUCUUCCAAGGCACGGACGAGAGCUGGACCUUCCAGCAGCUGGAUGAGUACUCCAACCAAGUGGCCAAUUUCUUCCAUGGCCAAGGCUUCCGCUCUGGUGACGUGGUGGCUCUGUUCAUGGAGUCCCGCAAUCAGUACGUGGGGCUGUGGCUCGGCCUGGCCAAGAUCGGGGUGGAGACGGCCCUGGUGAAUUCCAACCUACGCAUGGAGGCCUUGCUGCACUGCAUCACCAUCUCCAACUCCAAGGCUGUGGUUUUUGGAGUGGAAAUGAUGGAAGCUAUGAAGGAGGUGCAGUCCUCCAUGGAGAAGUCUGUCCAUCUCUUCUGGUCAGGAGAAGGAAGCCUUGAGUCCGCACUUCCUGGUGCAAAGCACCUGGAUCCCCUCCUGCAGACAGCUCUUCGACACCAGCCAGAUCCCCCUGAGAAGGGCUUUCUCGAUAAACUCUUCUAUAUCUACACCUCUGGUACUACGGGAAUGCCCAAGGCUGCUAUUGUGGUGAACUGCAGGUAUUUCCGCAUGGCCAGCUUGGUUUUUUACGGUUUUCGCAUGAGACCCGAUGAUGUGAUGUAUGACUGCCUUCCACUUUACCACGCCGCAGGGAACAUCGUGGGGAUCGGGCAGUGCUUGCUGCAGGGCAUGACAGUCGUCAUCCGCAAGAAGUUCUCAGCCUCGCACUUUUGGGAGGACUGCGUGAAGUACAACUGUACGAUUGUGCAGUAUAUUGGAGAGAUCUGCCGCUACCUGCUGAACCAGCCCUACCAGGAGGUGGAGCGGCAGCACCGGGUGCGCAUGGCGCUGGGCAAUGGGCUGCGAGCUUCCAUCUGGAGAGAGUUCAUGGCCCGCUUUGGCAUCACCCAGGUGGCUGAGUUCUAUGGGGCCACCGAGUGCAACUGCAGCCUGGGGAACUUCGACAAUAACGUCGGGUCCUGUGGCUUCAACAGCAGGAUCUUGCCAGGGGUGUACCCCAUUGGCUUGGUGAAAGUGGAUGAAGACACCAUGGAGCUGAUCCGCGGGCCGGAUGGUGUCUGCAUCCGCUGCAAACCAGGGGAGCCGGGGCAGCUGGUGGGCCGCAUUGUCAAGAGCAACCCCCUGCAGCACUUUGAUGGCUAUCUGAAUCAGUCAGCCACCAGCAAGAAAAUUGCCAGGGAUGUGUUUGCAAAAGGGGAUGCUGCCUAUCUCACAGGGGAUGUCCUGGUGAUGGACAAAUACGGCUACAUGUACUUUCGGGACCGCACUGGAGACACAUUCCGCUGGAAGGGAGAGAACGUCUCCACUACUGAGGUGGAGGGGACACUGAGCCGCAUCCUCAACCUGACAGACGUGGUUGUAUACGGGGUGGAGAUCCCAGGCAUUGAAGGGAAGGCAGGAAUGGCAGCCAUCGCUGACCCAGAGAACUCCUGUGACCUGGAGGGCUUUGCCAGCCAGCUGAAAAAGGCCCUGCCACUGUAUGCACAGCCUGUCUUCCUGCGGUUCUUGCAUGAGGUCUCCAAGACAAGCACCUACAAAUUCCAGAAGAUGGAGCUGCGUAAGCAGGGCUUUGACCCCACACUGGUGAAGGACAAGUUGUACUUCUUGGACUGCAGGCAAGGCCGCUACCUGCCCUUGGACCAGGAGGCAUUUGACAGGAUCCAGUCGGGACAGCAGAAGCUGUAACAGUGGGAAUCAAGCAAGGCAGCUCCCCAAAUCUUGCUGGGGGAAGAGGGGCAGGGCAGGCACUGGGGAAGGAAAGGUUCAAGGAGUGGUAUAAAGGCACACUAGAGUUUUUGUUUGACAAGUUUUACAGAUCACGGGUUGGGGAAAUGCAGCUGGGACUCAGGGGAGGGAGAUGGUUACAUACCAAAGCAUAAACUCAUUAUGGCUUUAUUUUCUACUUGGUACAGUGGUGAUGGUCCCAUGCCACAGGAGGGGCAGGACCCUGGCCAGUUGGGGAGGGGUGGGGGUGCCCCUGCCAUUCCAUUUUGCUUUUCCUGUCUUUCCCUCCCUUUUCUUGCCUGCAGCAAUCCUUCGUUAUGAAGCCUAUGAAGGGACCAUUGCUGGGCUCUUUUCCCCACUCUUCCACCGUGCACCCAGCUCCUACCUGGCACCAGCAGAGGGUGCCAGGUGCAGCCCCUACCCCUGUGUGGCCCACUGGUGUCAUGUUCGUGCUGUGAAUCAGGGAAGCAGGGUAGAGCUGGGCUCAGGAGAGGGAUAGGGAUGUGUUUCUACUAUGCCUUGCUCUCUCCCGAGGUUGACAUUUCUGCUUUUCACAAUCACAUCACGCACAUUAUACACGUAUAUAUACAUAUAUUAUACACGCUGACUUUUUUUUUUCAAUCUUAAUUUAUUGUCUGUACUUUUGAAUGUGUCCCGGGUUUGUGCAGUAGGUGGAGGGAUAUCCUAGACCUGUCCUCUCUUGGAGAGCCCUUUUCUCUCGCAGGGAGAUAGGAUGAUCAUCUGGGACUGAUUCUCCUCUUCCAGCAUGGGUGCAGCCAUGUAUGUCCUUGUGGCCUUGCUCCAUGGUGAAGGACAUGAGUAAACCCUGCUAUCUUGCGGGCAGUUUUCUGGGUCUCUUACUUCCACCUUUCAUGGAUGCAGCCUUGUUUUGUGCACCUUCUUUCCUGUAUAAAAUAGGUGGGAAAGUGGCAAUGAAGGGUUUGGUUUGCCUUUGCUUAAACGUACUCAGCACCUUGGGAUCACAGAGCAACUCUAGGAACUUUCCUGCUAUGAUAUCUGUGUCCUGAAUAUGGGAGGCAACUUGCCUGGAAGGGAGAAAAUCCUCCAGAGAGUUGUCUCUGUGACAGCCUGAUUUCAUGUGCUCUGUGCCCCUUCCUAGAAGAGCCUAACCCAACUCUGCUGCAGGAGCUGGGCCUCUGAACUGAAAUGUCCAUGUUAAACACUCGACUUGCGCUAUGUGAAUUCUCUGCAUUGUGUCUGAUGUGAAGCAGCCUUAGCAGCAAUGUCUGAUUCCAGUCUUUGGAGACCAAGCAGAAACAUCUGUUCCAGAGAAACUCUGGUUUGGAAUUAUUAUUAUUAUUUUUUAAUGGUUUGUUUUUAUGCUUUCAGCAGGGUUAAUCCUUAAAAUGACUUCUGUCUUUUGUGAGGGCAGGGUGUGUUUGCUCUUCUAGCUGUGCUUCCACACCACCAUACCUGCCUGCCCCAGUCUGUCCUGUCCUCACAAUUAAAUACGAGUACGGGCUAUGCUGGAGUUUCCUACUUCUUGCUUGCGUGGUCCUACUGUGUUUGGGAGGAGGGAACUGUGGUGGUUUGGGAACUGGGAGCUGCUACUCCCAGAGCAUAAUCUCUCUGUGUGUACUUAUCUCAGGGCAGGGAGCAGUGAGCCCUUUACAGCUGUGUUGAUGCCUGUAUGAACACCACCUGUUGGUGAGACCCUCCCCACCCCUCUCUACCUGCUCCCCUUUUCUCCCAGCCAUCUUUUCAGUAUUGCCAUCCCAGUUUGUCCUGGAUCUGUUCUUGUUUACCCCAAAAUGUCCAUCCUCCUCCUCCCCUCUCCCUGCUUGCUCCUCUCCUCAACUUUUGCCAUGCUUAAUCUCCCACCUCAUUUCUCAGCUUGCAGUUUGGGUUUUUUUUGUACUCAUUUCCCUUCCCUUGCUGCCAGAACCAUUCUUAAACCUUCUCCAUCCUGCUCUGGGGAAGGAUCAUAUUGAAGGGUCUGCUCGUGGCUGCUGUAUGGGACAGGAGUGGCACAAUGCCCAUCUGCUCAGCAGGUGCUCAGGUCUCACUUCUGGACGCUGUUCCUCUCUCAGUCUGCCAGUGGAGGGCAGGCUGGGAGCAGCAAACACCUCGUUUCAGUGGGCUCCUCAGCCUAGGGCUUGCAGCCCUUGGGAGGAGGAGGGCACUGAAACUGGGGAUGAGUUAACCAAAGUGGGGAUGGGUCUGAUCCUGCCUGGCACGGAGAGGAAGAUUUGGAUAGCUGUGAUUGUGCUGUACGUGGAUCCAGUGGGUAUCCACGGUGCCCCAGGCUCUGCCUGGAGGAAACUGCAGCUGCUCCAGGGCUACCCUGAGUUUCUGGACCACUGCUGAACAGCAGCCUGAUGCGAUGGGUAACUCUGCUACAGAGAUCAAGUGAGAGUCUAGCCUCCCUGAAGGCAGUCUUGGGGGCUGCUGUCUGGAAAUAAAUGGUUUGAAGUGCUAUCAGAAGCACUUUUCUCCCUGGAAGAAACAGACAUCCUGCUGUGCAUGCCAAGCUGCUCUCAGAAGAGGCAUGGGAAGGUCCUCUUUUCCUGCAUUUCCCUGUCUGAGAGCAAGUUAUGAUUCAAACAAGCAAACUGCAUUCAGAGAAACUGCAUGUUCAAUGCAGGUGCAAAUAACAUCAGCAACUUACAGAAUUACGGCAGUAGUUUGUAAGUAAAAAUCAGUCUGUAUUGCCAGAAGGACUAGGGUCUGGCUGGAGCAGGGAGGAAAAAUGAAACCUAGAUGUGAGUGCCACUGAAGCUGCCACCCCACAUGCUCUGCUGAGUCCUGGGUCAGUGCUGGGAGAAAAUGCUUCCAGCAGAGAGGUGCUUGGAAAGGAGUAGCCAGUGCCUAAUCUGAGUCUGACUGUUUGUUCUAAAUUUCUUUUUGCUUUUUUUAAGGAAGAAACUAAUUGAAUCCUGUAUGAUUAGAGACAGCCUGUGAGAUUUAUCUCCCUCCUUUGAUCAAUAAGCUAAAGUUUGCCUCAACAGCUGCAUAUAGGUAAAAGUACUAUAUAGAAAGUAUGAGGUUUUUGGGUUUUUUUUUAAAUUAAAAAAAAUUAAAAAGCUGUUUCCAUGAGGUUAGGAAAGCAUUAAUAAUACUCUCCUGGGUUAUUAGCCAAUUAAUUUAAGCAAAGCUAAAGAGCUUUACAAACCAAAUGUGCUUUUCACCAUAGAGAUGACCAAUUUUUGCGUAUCUGUCACUCUGGCCAGGGGCAAUAUUAAGAAAAACAAGGCUGUAACUUCCUCUCUGAUCAGCAUCUCUUUCCAGCUCUCAGUCCAGCUCAGGCUGUGCUUGAUGAGCAAAACUGGAGGAUAUUUCAAUCCAAAUGCAGGCAGAGGCUCUGCAAGAUGCUCAGGACCAUUCUGCCUGAAAUUAUUUUCUGCUGCUGAGAAUCUGUGAGCAGCUUUAAAGCUGCACGGCUCCCAGCCUCCUCCUUCACCACUCUUCAUCUGCUGAAGCCCUCGCAGACAAUGCCGCCUGCUCCUCCCAGCGCCGGCCCCACAGCUUUGCCUUUAAGAAACAUUCUGGACCUGUCCUUUGGUACACCCUUUAGAAAUGUAAAUAUGUGAUUCCCCUGAGUAGUUCCAGUGUAAGCAGGCCUGAGGCUGGCAGUGGCUUUGCCUCCUCGGCUCCCAGUGGUGUGGUGUCAUGGGCAGCCCAGGGGAACGGCGGCCUGCAGAGAGCACUGCGCUGUGUCUGAGGGCAAGGAGCAGCCAUGUGUUAUGCAGGAAGGCCUCACAGAGAGCCAGGUAGCCGCUCCAGAACCAACUGCCCAUGGCACGUAGCAGGGUGUGAAGACUGGGGAAGGCACAGACGCUUCUCUCUUGUUGACCAUCUCGUUUCAUUGGGGCUUUCAAAAUAACCUGGGGCUUAAGUCUCCUUUCCUCAGCCAGUGGAAAGCAUCUCCCAUAGGCACGACUGCUGCAAGGCCAAGCGUGGGAGAGCUCAGGGCUGUCAGCACGGUCCUGGUGGCACCGGGCACGGCAGAUGAGGGGGACUGAAGACGGGGUCUUCAUGCCCAGAUCCCUGUCUGGUGAAGCAGGACGCGUCCCGCCCCGUCCUCGUGGCUCCGUGCGGUGCUGGGAUGAGCGCCAUCCCUGCCGCACCACAGAAGCCAUGGUGACGUGAGCCUCCCUCCUCGCCCCCGGCCGCAGGAAGAGGCUAACGGCGGCGGGCGAGCCGUGUUCUCAGCUUGGAGUAUCGCUUUCAGCUAUUCUGAAGGUUAAACGCCUGUUUAGAGCUCCCUAUUGAAGGUGGAGACGGGGGUGCGCCAUUGUUCGGCCGCCCUCCCGCUUUGUCUGCCCGCUCUCAGGGGCGCCCUGAAAGGGAAGCGGCCCCGCGGCCCGCACCCGGCAGAAGGGCUCCUGGGGGAGCGCCGCUUCCUCCGCCCUAAUGACAUUCAGGCCUCCAUCGGUUCAGCUCCCGCUUUCUUUCUACUGCAGUUUAACCCGGGCACAGAGGCCGGGCUCCAUCUUACUGAUCUCUGCUUGACACCCAAUUACCACAUGAAUGGCAGAGAAAGGCUGCAAAAGGCUUUAACUCCCCCUGACCCUCCUUCCCCUCUGCCUGCUUCCCCCUCGCCCCGUCCUACCCCCGCACGGAGGGAGUUCAAAACUGAGACUGGAAAUCAAACAAAGCCCCGAGCGGGGAAACCCAUUGUUACCGCCUCGGAGAUGGCUCCCGUUUCGCCAUCCAUUGUUCCCCUUGAAGUUUGACUUGCUGUGUGGAAGGAUGCGAGCAGCUGUUGGUGCAUUCCCCUGAUGUUUUAUUGAAAAAUAAUUGAAUCGUCACUUUGGGGCUCGCUGAUAAAAUGUUUCCUCGUAGCACUGGGCCCUGUUGUAUUCAUAAAGUAUGUUUCCCCGUAAAAUGUGUUGGCAACCCAAACCGUUUCCUGCUUCGAUGGAGGGAUGGAUGCUCCUUCUGCACUCGAGGGACGAAACAAGCAAGCAAACUGAAAACCAAAAACCAAGGGCUGAGACAAAAGAAAUUAAACCAUCUUUACUGUGA
Messenger RNA from Phasianus colchicus (ring-necked pheasant), 7073 nucleotides. RefSeq names its product solute carrier family 27 member 4 (gene SLC27A4). Gene Ontology annotation, molecular function: long-chain fatty acid transmembrane transporter activity; oleoyl-CoA ligase activity. NCBI's taxonomy places the organism in Eukaryota, Metazoa, Chordata, Aves, Galliformes, Phasianidae. Gene Ontology annotation, biological process: long-chain fatty acid import into cell; long-chain fatty acid metabolic process; medium-chain fatty acid transport. Gene Ontology annotation, cellular component: endoplasmic reticulum membrane; plasma membrane. The record is from RefSeq and is a predicted model, not a curated record.